Messenger RNA from Oncorhynchus mykiss (rainbow trout), 3557 nucleotides. Its product is annotated as GTP-binding protein 1. Lineage: Eukaryota; Metazoa; Chordata; Actinopteri; Salmoniformes; Salmonidae. The record is from RefSeq and is a predicted model, not a curated record. Gene Ontology annotation, biological process: translational elongation. Gene Ontology annotation, molecular function: GTP binding; translation elongation factor activity; GTPase activity.
CCCCCUUAUGUUUUUUAAUUUACGUCACCGCAAUUUUCUGUUGCCACUUGGAGGAUUGUAAACAUAUGUUUUAUUGCUAGCUACACAGAAAGCAGAUAGCCAAAACGUACGAGAUAAUUGUUGUAUUCUGCCUGUAUCAUACAAUUGCUUUGUUUCUCAGUUCUGUGUAAUAACUGCACAUAUAUCAGCUGUUUAGUGGUCUGAAGCUAGCUAGCUGUCAUAAUAAUCAACACAAGAGACAGCAAGAAGACAAUAUAGCAAUCGUUACUGCAAAGCUGACAUAAUGGCAUCGUUGGCUGCACACGAGCCGAAUAUAAGCCCAAAUUCCAUACCAGUCCUCGCAGACGCUCUGAUGCCCGCGAGCAUUUUCGCUCCGGAUGGAGGAGGUUGUGGAGAUCAUGACGCCGGGGAAGAGUGCCUCGAGGACGGCGACCUCUUCAACGGCGAGACCGGGGAUCUCGGUAUUGACUUCACUAGCAAGGUGGCCCUGGUCAGCCCUAAUGGAGAGCAGUAUGACUCGUUACUACGACAACUCCGGGAGAGGAUGGACGAGGGUUGUGGGGAGACCAUCUACGUUGUUGGGAUGGGCUCAGACGGAGGUGACUAUGGUCUGGAUGAGGGAGACAUGGAGGCGUCUGUAGCCACAGUUCAGUCCCUGUGUGAGCAGACCGAGUCAGAGCUGAUCCUGCUGAGGGAGCGUAUCGAAGCUGGGGGGCAGGUACGCGACUACCUCAUCCGCCGACGCGUGGGUGAUCAAGACUUCUUGGAGGUCAGGGUAGCGGUGGUGGGUAACGUGGAUGCAGGUAAGAGCACCCUGCUGGGGGUGUUGACCCACGGGGAACUGGACAACGGCAGGGGGUUCGCCCGCCAGAAACUCUUCAGGCACAAACACGAAAUGGAGAGUGGCAGGACCAGCAGUGUGGGGAAUGACAUCCUGGGCUUCGACCAGAAGGGACAGGUGGUGAAUAAGCCAGACAGCCAUGGUGGCAGUCUAGACUGGACUAAGAUCUGUGAGAGGUCCUCUAAGGUCAUCACCUUCAUAGACCUAGCUGGACAUGAGAAGUAUCUCAAGACCACAGUGUUUGGAAUGACUGGACACCUGCCUGACUUCUGCAUGCUCAUGGUGGGCAGUAAUGCAGGUAUCGUAGGGAUGACUAAGGAGCAUCUAGGUCUGGCCCUGGCCCUCAAUGUGCCUGUGUUCGUAGUGGUCACCAAGAUAGACAUGUGUCCUGCCAACAUCCUACAAGAGACGUUAAAGCUGCUCCAGAGGUUACUAAAGUCCCCAGGCUGCAGAAAGAUCCCUGUUCUGGUCCAAAACAAAGAUGACGUCAUCGUCACAGCCUCCAACUUCAGCUCUGAGAGGAUGUGUCCAAUCUUCCAGAUCUCCAAUGUGACAGGAGAGAACAUGGACCUGCUGAAGAUGUUCCUCAACCUGCUGUCUUCUAAAACCUCCUACAGAGAAGACGAACCUGCAGAGUUCCAGAUAGAUGACACCUACUCAGUACCGGGUGUAGGCACAGUCGUUUCAGGGACUACUUUACGUGGAUUGAUACGUCUGAAUGACACAAUGUUGUUAGGCCCAGACCCACUGGGCAGUUUCCUCCCCAUUGCAGUCAAAUCUAUCCACAGGAAGAGGAUGCCAGUCAAGGAGGUGAGAGGUGGACAGACUGCCUCCUUCGCCCUCAAAAAGAUCAAGCGUUCAUCCAUAAGGAAAGGCAUGGUGAUGGUGUCCCCCAGGUUAAACCCACACGCAUCAUGGGAAUUUAUGGCUGAGAUUCUGGUUCUGCACCACCCAACUACGAUAUCACCCCGCUACCAGGCCAUGGUGCACUGUGGCAGCAUCAGGCAGACAGCCACUAUCCUGACCAUGAACAGAGACUGUCUACGAACAGGGGACAAGGCAUCGGUCCACUUCCGCUUCAUCAAGACCCCCGAGUACCUCCACACAGACCAGAGACUGGUGUUCAGAGAGGGACGCACCAAGGCUGUGGGCACCAUCACCAAGCUGCUGCAGUCGACCAAUAAUAUGCCGUCAAACUUCAAACCCCCGCAAAUCAAAAUGCAGUCUACGAAAAAGGCCCCGUACCGCAGAGAGGAUGGAACCACGCCUGCCAAUGAGGACGAAGCGAGCACAGCCCGACCAGACAGUCCGCACCAAUCACAACAACUGACAGAGGGGGAGGAUGACCCUCAGAGUAAUGAGGGAAACAAAGAGAGCAAGACAAAGUCAGGAGGAGGGAGCAGGAGACGAGGAGGACAGAGACAUAAAGGCAAAUCAAACCAGAGCAGCUCCACCACAGCAGCCCCGUCAUCAGCAGGCACAGGAGGUUCCUAAACGACACCCCUCUCAGCCCCCAAACUACAGUACUUCCUCCAUCCACCUGUUUCAGCAGACAACUACCCCCCCUUCCCAAAACUACUCCACUACAAACCCCUGUCAAAAAAAAUGGGGUCAUAAAAUGUCCCUUUCCCAACCCCUCUCCCUCUAUACCACCCAUCUAUCUAUCGCCUUAUCAAGUGUCUUUAUCACUCACACCAGAGAAAGUCUAGGUGAAAAGCAGCUCCCAGCUCUGUGCUUGUAGAUGGUUACCUCUGCCUCCUCAUCUUAUCUCUGAUUAGUUUAGAAAGCAUCCUUAUAUUUACAGUAUAUGAACCUGAUAUGCCUUCUUUCAUUGGGUCUACGGUGAGAAUCACUGUAAUACUGUGUAUAGUUAAUCAUGGGCCCGAAGCCACAUGGGCAGCUAUUCCCUUACAGUAGAGUAACCCAGCUCCAUGCACUAUAGCUCAUUGUUUCACUGUUUAGCAGGCAUACUAGUUACUCUCAUUUCCUAUUUACCACUAGAAUCCCCCAAUAUGACAUAAUGAAGCAUGUUUUCUAUUUAAUUUUAUACUAAAAUGUGAAGAUUAAUGAAAGGAAGUAAGGUCACAACUGACAUAGUGAAUGGUACAUUUUAGUGGGCCUUCAUUAUGAGUGAAAUAUUGUAGAUAAGAUGUUUAAUUGGCCAUUUAUGACCGAAAGGAAAGCCAGGGUUUGUCUGACUAUCAUCACACCCUUUCUCAAGUCCGUCCUCCAUGGCCCAGAAAGGGAUUGAGUGUUUGUGGGUGAAAUGGAAAAAUAUCCUCCUCUCCUCGAUAGCCACCUUUCAUGGAGGACAGUCAUGUGUAUCUUCCUCUUUGAAGAGUUUACAACUAUACUACACCCCCUGUGAAUCAGCUGUUGUCUAAAUAAAUGUAAAUGCAUUUCACUUUACACUUAUUUUGGGAUCACACCUGUAAUUUUCCUGAGCAGAGGAGUCGUCAUUUAUCCACGUUCGUCAUUUUUCAGGAGGCGAGAGGAGUUGAAGGCAACUUGUCCUGUCUAAAAUGAUUCCAUUUACACUGAAAAUAAGGUUUAUUUAAGAAUAUAAUGUACACUUGAUUAGCAACUGUUUCAGUGAGACAUUGAUUGUAAUAAUAGUUGCAGUGCUGUUUGGACCAUCACUGUUUACAUAGUUGUGGAAUUCUGUUUGCUUCUGACAUUCACCAAUAAAAACAGGCUUUAUUGAUCUCUGAUUGGU